UAUCAUAGCGCCAUUUGCACCGUCAUUUGUUGAUAAACACGGAAAAUGGCCUUCAGCGAAGGAGUAAGGACAGGGCUUGUGUACGAUGAAAGACUAAGCAGACAUUUCAAUUCAUGGAAUCCAAAGUUUGUUGAGGUUCCAGAAAGGGUAACGGAUCCAUUUGCCGUCUGCGAAAAAUAUCUUUUGGUUGACAGAUGUAAGCGCAUCGAGUGCCGACCGGCUUCCGACGCAGAGAUGGUAUUAAAACAUUCAUCUGAAAUGAUAGAAAAACUCAAGUCAACACAUGACAUGACAGAAGACGACCUUAAAGAAAUGUCUACAAAAUAUGAUUACAUUUAUUUCCAUCCGUGUAUAUUUGAAAAUGCUCAACUCGCUUUAGGUGGCACCAUAGAGUUAGUGACAUCGGUACUUAGAGAUGAGGUCCGGAAUGGGAUGGCAAUUAUUCGACCUCCUGGUCACCAUGCUCAGCAUAACACUUACUGUGGUUACUGUUACUUUAACAACGUAGCCACGGCAGCUCAAGUUGCACUCGAUGAUUUUGGUCUGCAAAGAAUUUUGAUAGUUGAUUGGGAUGUCCAUCAUGGUCAAGGAACACAGUACAUGUUUUAUGAUGACCCCAGGGUUAUAUAUUUUUCUAUACACACGUACGAUUAUGGCCGAGAGUGGCCGUUUUUAAGAGAGUCGGAUUAUGAUUAUAUAGGAACUGGACCAGGAAGAGGUUACAAUAUAAAUGUCCCUUUAAACAAGACUGCAUGUGGUAAUGAAGAAUAUAUGGCAAUAUUUCAACAAAUACUUCUACCUAUAGCAUAUGAGUUCAGCCCAGAACUUAUUCUAGUGUCAGCGGGAUACGACUCGGCCAUUGGCUGUCCUGAGGGACUUAUGGAAGUAACACCGGCUAUGUAUGCGCAUUUUAUUAGUCUUCUUUCAUCAUUAGCUACUGGAAAAAUAUGUUUGAUUCAAGAGGGGGGUUAUUGUUUAAAAUCCUUGUCUGAAAGUAUCGCCCUAUCUCUUAGAGCAUUGCUCGGGGAUCCAGCACCAAUGGUUCAAGACUUUAAAGCGUCUGAUGACAGCGUUGUGGAGUCAAUCCUCAAUGUGAUCAAAUUAUUGAGGCCUUACUGGAAGUGUCUACAGUUUCAAGAUACUCUGAAAGAUUCGGAACAAAACGGAUAUCUAGAUCUACCUCCAAAAGAAGGUGUUGAAUUUUACACGGAUUGUAUGCCGGAGAGUUUUGAUUUGUAUCAACCUUGUUACGAAGAAGAUUAUGAGGACCAGAGGCACGAGCUGUAUGAGAAAAUUGAUGCUCUCAUUAGGAAUACAAACUUACAUUGUGCUCCUAAUAGUGUUGGAAUUGUUACCGAUUCUAAUAUGCUUCUUCAUAGAGAUCCCAGUGGUUUAUGCGAAGAAACGGACAGACGUCUAUCAGUAUGCUGUGAUACUUUGCGGUCUAAAGGAUUUUGGAAACGAUGCCAAACAAUUCCGGAAAGACAGGCAACAACAGAAGAACUGUCGGUGGCACAUACACCUGAUUAUAUUAAAUUAAUCAGGAAAACGUCAGGCUUGUCAGAAGAAAGUAUAGAAAAGUAUCAGUCAACAUUCCAGUCAGUUUAUCUUUGUAAGGACACAUAUUUAGCGGCCACGUCUGCAGUAGGAUGUUUAUUAAGUGCUGUGGAUAAUGUACUUAUAGGCAAGUCACAGGCCAGUGUUGCAGUGAUAAGACCACCAGGCCACCAUGCGGAGCCGAACGCAGCAUGCGGAUUUUGUAUAUUUAACAACGUUGCCAUUGCAGCCAAAUAUAUACGACAGCAAACGCCUACAAAACGGGUCCUCAUUGUUGAUUGGGAUCUUCAUCAUGGAAAUGGGACACAACUGAUGUUCUAUGAUGACCCUAGUGUUUUGUUCAUAUCAAUUCACCGACAUGACUGUGGAAAAUACUUUCCUUGUGGUUGUUAUGGUUCAAGUUCUCACGUGGGUAGAGGUCAAGGUAGAGGUUACAACGUUAACAUUCCAUGGAACAACGGGACACGAGGUGACGGCGACUAUAUCGCAGCUUUUAACCAAAUUGUGAUGCCAAUUGCAUACCAGUUUGGUCCGGAUAUUGUCUUGGUCUCGGCAGGAUUCGAUGCAUGUGUUGGAGAUAUGUUGGGACAUUAUGAAGUGACACCUGCGUGUUACGCACACCUGACUGCGAUGUUGAAAACUCUAGCGAAUGGAAAUCUUAUAAUGGCAUUAGAGGGUGGAUACAACAUAGAAUGUACAGCAAAUGCUAUGAGUAUAUGUGUUUCUGUUCUCCUUGGUGACGCGGUUCCUUCUGUAGCAUCAGUUGUGCCAUGCAACCAGGGUGUUGCCGAUAUCAUGAAAGUACUUGAUGUACAAAAGAAGUACUGGAGCGCAUUGAAAUACAGAGAAGCACUUCCCACAACAAAACAGUUAGAAAGUGUUCUGGCAGCCAAGGAAGCGAAGAAACUAGAACAAACAAGAACUAAUGAAGAAUGUGUGAAUGCCAAAUCUGACAAAGAACGUGAAACUGUAGAACAUAUACCUCAUUGUUAAGUAGAAGUGCAAUAAAAAGUGCAAUACUUGAAAUAGAUCUGUGAAAAAAGCAAUCAAGCAUAAUAUUAUGUUUAACAAAAUGAUUUAUAUGUGACAUGUUUAUAAAAAAAUAAAAACAAAAAAUUUAGGUGAUAAGCUCAACAACAAUAAAGCAAUGUAAACUCGAUUGUUAUUUCAAUUUCAUGGGCAUCAUAUUUUUUUUUGUUUUCAUUUAAUAGUAUAGCCGUAUAUUGAUGGUCGAAGACAUUUAGUUUUAAGCAUCAAGUGAAGGAAAAAAUAAAGUACAACAAAAAAAUAUACCCAACCUUUAUUUCUUUCAGUAUACUUACUAGUCUUCACAAAUUAACAUAAAUAUUUGUGAUUUCAUUCCCAGCUUGUGUUGUUUAUUUAAAAGAUUCAGUAGAAAUUGGGACUUAAACAAAUCAGUAAUUCAGAGGCACGAAUUUCCAUUUUAAAGAGGCAGAAAUUUAUAUUAUUAAGAGGCACGACAUUCCAUUAUUCAGAGGAACGAAUUUUCUUUAUUCAGAAGCACGAAUAACCAUUACACAGAGGCUGGAAUUUUCAUAUUCAAAGGCACGAAAUUCCAUUACUUAGAGGAAAGAAUUUCCAUUAUUCGGAGGCACAAAAUUCCUUUAUUCAGAAGUACGUAUUUCCAUAACACAGAGGCAGGAAUUUUCAUUUUCAGAGGCACGAAAUUCCAUUAUUCAGAGGAACGAAUUUCCAUUAUUCAGUGGCACGAAUUUCCAUUAUUCAGAGGCACAAAAUUCAAUUUUUCAGAAACACGAAUUUCCUUCAUUCAGAAGCACGAAUUUCCACUGAAUGCGUGAUGAUUGGCUCACUAGGAUGCUAUUGUAAAAGGUUACUUUGAUUAUUGAAAUAAAUUCAGAAGUUCUUAAGGCUAUUUUAAACAGCAUGUCUACAAACAAAACUUAGUUUCUUGAUAGAAUCGAGAUCUUCUUAUAUAUUGUUAUUUCAUGUAUAUCUCUUCAUUUAUACAUUGUGCACUAUUUUGAAUAUUUUUAUUGUUCUUUAAAUAAAACUGUUAUUAAGUAUAA
Messenger RNA from Ruditapes philippinarum (Manila clam), 3605 nucleotides. Its product is annotated as histone deacetylase 6-like. The transcript is spliced from 28 exons. The record is from RefSeq and is a predicted model, not a curated record. Gene Ontology annotation, molecular function: histone deacetylase activity. Bases 46 to 2550 code for a protein of 834 amino acids. Lineage: Eukaryota; Metazoa; Mollusca; Bivalvia; Venerida; Veneridae. Gene Ontology annotation, biological process: chromatin organization. Gene Ontology annotation, cellular component: histone deacetylase complex.